Molecule: messenger RNA, 493 nt
Organism: Paramuricea clavata
Lineage: Eukaryota; Metazoa; Cnidaria; Anthozoa; Malacalcyonacea; Plexauridae
Source: the annotation of a GenBank genome assembly
AUGAAAUUUCCUGAAAAACCAGCUUUCUUUGACCUUAAUGAAUUAGAAUGCAGACUUAUUGCUCCACGGUUAGCAUUCCAAAAAAUAUUUCAAGCCCCCAGAGGUGGACAACUCAAAAUUACAGGAAAUGUGGUUAAUGUACCAGCAGAUGUUAACAAUACUGUAAAUAUGCUUCCAAGAUUAUCACAUGAAACUGGUACUAUUAAAGUUCAAUUGAAACAGCGAUUACAAUAUAAACGUUCUGCACUUUCUUUGAAUAUAAGACCACGCAAAGUAAUGCAAGCAGCAGCUUGGUUAGUCAAUACUAGUUCUUUAUACCAAGAGCAAGGAAUAACUCUUGAUCAAACCUGGCUAACAAGUUUUGAACCAAAAACAGUUUCUGAUAAUUAUUGCAAUGAAAAUACAAAUAUUUCGGGUAAUGAUUUAGAUACCGGUACUCCAGAAGAUGAAUGGAGUGAAGACGAAGCAGAAAUUCCUGCUGGUAUAUCUGACA